UUGAAUGUUUUGAGAAGAAAAAAAAGGUUCUUGAGAUGACCCGAACUUUUUUUUAAGCGGUGCCUUCGCCGUUGAUGACGACAUAUUCCUGCGACUUGUAGUUCCUGUCAGCCCAUGAGGUUUUGUUGGUUUGAUUUUCAGCGUUUCUCACGUAAACAAGCAUCCCUGUGAGUGUGUAGGUUUCAUCCAAGUGUCGGACUUAGAGCGGUAAAUAUUCCAAAUACACGUGAGUGGGAAGGCUAGCUAGCUACGUGGCUAAGUCAAAACCAAUAACACUCGUACUAUUUCAGCUGUUGGAGGGAGUCCUUUUAGCGCUUCGACUGGAGUUUUUGCUAUGGCUGGGAGCAGGAUGCAACUGGAGCUGUCCCGCGUGGUUCAGGGAAGAAGUCGGCUGGGUGUCCUGAAGGGACUGGGCAGGACGGGGCAGCAUUCACUGGAGAUCCCGGGGUGUCUGCUGUACACACACUUUGGCACCGUUCCCCACCUCACUCAGGACACACUGCACACGCUGAUCAGUCUCCCCUCUGUCACUCAGAUCACUUUGUCCCACAUAGCUGAGCACCAGGAGGUGCUGGAGGAGUUUAAGGAUGGAUUCAGAAAAUUCGCAGGUCUUCAUGAUACUGUGCUCUACUGCUCCCUUCACGACCCUGCCACGCACAGCCCGACGGGUUACACUACCAACAAGACGGUGUCAGUGUGGGGCAGCGGUGGGCGGAUAGAACUAACGGUGGCCAAGUUCAUGGCUUUUCAGAAGACCGUACAGCCAGACUGGUACCAGAGCAUGUGCGACGGAGAGACCUGGCAGAACAGCGCUUCUCGCAAACGGGUCAGAAAGUCGGUGGAUCGGACUCUCGCUCAUUUGGACGAGUGUUUGCUGGUGCACCAAAAAUCAAAGGAAUUGGAGGGAGUGGAGGUGUUUGGUGUGGUGGAAGGAGGCGACAUCCUGGAAGAGAGAGUACGCUCUGCCAGAGAGACCGCCAAGAGGCCCGUGGCAGGAUUCUGCCUGGACGGCCUCCAGACGGGCUCCAUGGACCAAACUCUGAGGACCCAGCUCAUCACUGCUAUGAUCAAGGAGCUGCCUGAGGACAAACCCAGACUCCUGCACGGUGUGGGACGACCUGAUGAGGUGCUGGCGUGCGUCGAGGCCGGCGUGGACCUGUUUGAGAGUUUUUUCCCCUUCCUGGCGACGGAGCGAGGCUGCGCUCUCUCCUUCGGCUUUGACAUUUCCACGGACCCAGAGCGCGCAGGUAGAGCGCCCCCUGCAGUGUUGGAGUUGAACGAAGAGAAGGCGACAGCAGGGGAGAGCCAGCAGAAUGGCGAUCUUAAUCGUCAUGAUCAAACACAGAUGACACCCUUUGAGAUGAACCUCAAAGAGAAAAGGUAUCAGGACGACUUUAGGCCGCUGGUGGAGGGGUGUGGCUGUUACUGCUGUAAGAACCACCAGAGGGCGUACCUGUACCACCUGCUGGUGACCAAUGAGCUACUGGCUGGAGUUCUACUCAUGAUCCACAACACAGCCCACUAUCACGGCUUCUUCGGGGCCUUAAGAGAAGCGUUGGCCACCGAUAAACUGGAUGUACUCAAGAAACGAGUACUUGGGGAUGGAGGCCUGCAGACAGAGAGAAAAGAGUAAGAUGGAUGGAAGCCAAUAGAUGCGAGAGGGAAUGAGCUGAGGGACUAAGGGGGAGAGAUCUUCUUCAGUGGAGUGAGAUGGCCAGAGGCAAUCAUAAGUACUAUCUUGUUCUGCCAAGUCCGGUCACACGACGAACUGAACUGUCCUUGAGAAUGACACACUCCAUAUGCUGCCAUCUCUUUGCUUUAAAGAAGAAGAUGAAAGGAGAAAGGAGCACACAGAAAACUUUUUGAUGUUUGUGCCUUGGGUUUGUGUCCUAGUCUAUUGAUCUGAGCAGACGAGGCUGCGUCAGGGUUCAGCGGCUGAGGGAAGAAAAGGCGCUUAAUAUGAGGUCAGAAGGAACCUGCAUAAAACAUAUAGUGAGGAUGGAUGGUGGUGGACUAUUGAUGACGACUGAAACCUUAAUGUGGGCUGAUUGUAGGUCGGCAGAUGACUAAUGUCCUCUGAACUCAGUGACAUAGAAGCACAGACCAGAGGGAGAACCAAACGAGUGUGAUCAAUUGUUAGCGGGGAGACAUUAAUAAAUGCCACUGUUUCUCCUGUUAUAUGUGAACAGGUCAUGUGUAAAAUAUGAUUCCAGGAAGGCUUUGUUUUUGUCAUUUCAUACCUUACUGAUCAGUCCUAAUCAAACAUUUUCUAUUUGUUUACGUGCAUCAUGAAUAUUUAUAAUGUUGCAGUUGGAUACCUCCUCUCAAACGUGUGGAGAUUGACUUCUUGUCGUUUUCAACCUCACUGCCUAACCAGCGUCUAUGUUGAGAUGAUGCUUUGCAUUAAAGAGGACUCCGGCGAGCUCUGGCUAGCUGGAGUUUUAGACUGACAGCUCCCCCCAUUCGUGCUGCUGAGAGAGGAUAAAGAUCAGAUAAAGAUACGGGGCUCUGCUGCCUCCCCUGCCAUGGUGGAGGGGGCUUUUUUUUCUUCUUUUUUUGUGAAGGUGAAGGGAUGUAAUUGACUGCCAGACCAUGCACACGUCUGUUGGGGGGGGCAGACUUGCAGAGAGGAGACUGUGACAGAUUUAUGUAACAGUAAUGAGGAUUUUAUUUACAUUGUGGAUUACCUUAACUGCAUCCAGCGUUAUGAACGAGUGGGCCGAAGGAUUUGCUGUCAUCAGUUGGUGGGCAUAAAUGCAAAAGGCCCAAAGACAUAAAAGGGGCUGAAAAAAGAUGAAAAGAUGGGUGAAGGCCAAAACAAGCAAUGACCUUCAGCCUAGGUUUAUUUUGAGGUUUAAUGGGAUGGCAGCAGACAAACUAUUGAAGAGAAGGUUGUAAAGUCAAUUCCCCUGGUUAGUUGGUAAAAAUAGGAAAUGAAUUAAAUGGCUGUUGCCCUCAUUUCCCUGGAAAA
Messenger RNA from Pundamilia nyererei, 2971 nucleotides. RefSeq names its product queuine tRNA-ribosyltransferase accessory subunit 2 (gene qtrt2). NCBI's taxonomy places the organism in Eukaryota, Metazoa, Chordata, Actinopteri, Cichliformes, Cichlidae. The transcript is spliced from 8 exons. The record is from RefSeq and is a predicted model, not a curated record. The coding region runs from base 335 to 1633 and encodes 432 amino acids.